Molecule: messenger RNA, 1310 nt
Organism: Closterium sp. NIES-67
Lineage: Eukaryota; Viridiplantae; Streptophyta; Zygnematophyceae; Desmidiales; Closteriaceae
Source: the annotation of a GenBank genome assembly
GGCGUACAUCUGUUGGUGAUUGAGCUUGAUCCCACGGCUCCUCCGCAUCGCUUUUCCCACCUUGGGCAUUGUCCAACCGGCCUGUCAGUCGUACCGCGACCACUAUGUAUUCGUCGACAAAUCUGUGCCUUUCUCUGUACUAGUUGACCAAGGUCGUGCAGGCGGCAUCAGCUCGUUUGUCUCCAGCUGUAGGUAGCAUGCCCCGGAUCUGACCGAGUUCGACCGAGUCAGAUCGGAUAAGUAACCAUCCUCAGCUCAAUGGCGUCGUUUGGCAAAGAUGAAACGGAGAUUCUUACUGACGCACAUGUUGAUCAGCUAGAGAAGGAACUGCGAGAUUUCAAGUCAGACGUUUCCACAUGGGCUGAGAAACAGAUCGCGGCGCACCAAGAGGGCGUGCGACGGGAUUCGGCGAGAGUGCGUACGACACAAGAUAAGCUGAACGAGCUGAGGCAACUGGAGCAGGAGUUUCUAGCCGAAGAGCAGAUGCUCUUGAAGCAGCAAGCUCAGCAGAAUGAUGAUUUAGACCGCCAGUGUGAGGGCAUGGCAAGGCUAGGCCUGGAGAAGGCAUCGUUGGAACCCCAGCUGCAGCAGGCGGAGGAAUUCGUUGCGGAAUUGGAGGCAGACGUGCAGGCAGAGGAUGACGCACUCAAGAACGAGGAGGAGAUUCGCCAGCAGCGCAUUGACGCCCUGCUGUCAGCUGUGACCAAGUUCAGGGAAGCCUUUGGCCUCCGCUUUGACCCCACUCCUGAGGGUUUGCUCCGGAUGACCUUCACAAAGAUUGAUCCCCUGAUGCCCGACAGGCAGUUCAUUGCCUUGUUGGAUAUGGGGGGUGACAGGGACAAAGGCAUUCAAGUGGUGAGCAGUGACCCUUCAAUACCGGGCUUGGCAGAGGCAGUACAGGCAGCCGUAAGUGAAGGCGACUUGAAAGGGCUGUUUAAAGGGAUCUACAUGGAAUUCAGGAAUGCUGUUGCGGAGGGCAAGCUGUAAGGCCCAGAUGAUGCAACAUGCCAAGUGCCUUGCCUGCUACCAUAGCACAGGCCUCUGUGUGUCUCAGCAUUGCCGUAAGAGCAAGGAGCACAGAGCACGUAGUGGUAGUUGAAGAGUUUGUGAUGUCCUGUAAAUAGAUGGACUGCCCAACCAACCAAUACUGCUCGACAGCAUCUAGCGUGUGAGCUGCUGAACCCUAGUCUAGCAGGUCUAACUACGGUGCAUGUUUGAACGUCGCUGCACUUCGUAUGUCUUCAGCACUUCCUGGUUCCCAAGAUUGUUGAGGACCUUGAUCACUUGAUACCGUAUGUGCUUGGACUUCA